Molecule: messenger RNA, 2179 nt
Organism: Trifolium pratense (red clover)
Lineage: Eukaryota; Viridiplantae; Streptophyta; Magnoliopsida; Fabales; Fabaceae
Product: sucrose transport protein SUC4-like
Exons: 5
Coding region: 183-1709 (508 amino acids)
Biological process (GO): transmembrane transport; sucrose transport
Cellular component (GO): plasma membrane; vacuole
Molecular function (GO): sucrose:proton symporter activity
Source: RefSeq, a predicted model, not a curated record
AAGAGAAUAUAAAUCCAAAACCCGCCACAUCUUCUUCUAUACGCUUUCUCUCUCAUCAUCCUAUUCUUGCGUGUGAUGCCCUUAAGAAACGGUCACAAAGUUCUUGUUCUCAAUCUCAAACUCAAACUAGAGACGAAGAUGAAGACAAAAAACAAUUCACAAAAACACUACAACAACUCACAAUGCCGAAUCCAGAAACUAACCGUCAACACAAUCGCCAAUCUCACCGCUCCAAAACUCGACCCUCAUCGGUUCGAACCAAACCUCGAUCCAAAUCAAGAGUUCCUCUUACCAAAUUACUCCGAGUAGCUUCAGUUGCCGGUGGUAUUCAAUUUGGUUGGGCUUUACAGCUCUCUCUUCUAACCCCUUAUGUUCAACAGCUCGGAAUCCCUCACGCUUGGGCUAGCAUUAUAUGGCUCUGUGGGCCUCUUUCUGGGCUUCUUGUUCAACCGGUGGUUGGUCAUUUGAGUGAUCGGUGUACUAGUCGAUUCGGUCGUCGGAGACCGUUUAUUUUCGGGGGAGCUGUGUUUAUAGUUAUUUCUGUUCUUAUUAUUGGUCAUGCUGCUGAUUUGGGAUGGAAAUUUGGUGAUACAAAGGAACAUCGAAGUUCCGCGGUGGGGUUUUUUGUUUUCGGGUUUUGGAUUUUGGAUGUUGCUAAUAAUGUUACUCAAGGUCCUUGUAGAGCAUUGCUUGGUGAUCUCACUGGUAAGGAUCAUCGAAGGACACGUGUCGCAAAUGCUUAUUUCUCCUUAUUUAUGGCUAUUGGUAACAUUCUUGGAUAUGCAACUGGAUCAUACAGUGGUUGGUACAAGGUCUUUCCUUUCACGCUUACCCCUGCAUGCAAUAUUAGUUGUGCGAAUCUCAAGUCUGCUUUCUUUCUGGACAUUAUUUUCAUUCUGAUCACCACCUAUAUCAGUAUCAUGGCAGCUAAUGAGGUGCCUCUAGGGUCAAGUGAGGCAGCCAAUGCUGAAGCAGCAGAGUCAGGUGGUAGUGCGGAAGAAGCUUUUCUGUGGGAGCUAUUUGGGACAUUCAGAUAUUUUUCAAAGCCUAUAUGGGUAAUAUUGUCUGUUACUGCUCUAACAUGGAUUGCGUGGUUUCCAUUUCUUCUAUUUGAUACCGAUUGGAUGGGCCGAGAAAUUUAUGGCGGUGAGCCAAACGGAGGCACUAGUUAUGAUACCGGAGUUAGAAUGGGGGCACUUGGUUUAUUGCUUAAUUCAGUUGUUCUUGGAAUAACAUCAUUACUCAUGGAGAGGCUAUGCAGGAAGCGGGGGCCUGGGUUUGUGUGGGGAGUUGCAAACAUCCUAAUGGCCAUCUGCUUUGUAGCAAUGCUUGUAGUAACCUAUGUGGCAAAUACCAUUGGUUAUUUAGGCAAAGAUCUACCGCCCACCAGAAUCGUGAUAUAUGCACUGACAAUCUUUACCAUUCUCGGGUUUCCACUGGCAAUCACUUACAGUGUUCCAUAUGCCUUAAUUUCUACGCAUAUUCAGUCAUUGGGGCUCGGCCAAGGAUUGUCAAUGGGAGUGCUAAAUCUUGCAAUCGUGCUCCCACAGAUGAUAGUGUCCUUAGGAAGUGGACCAUGGGAUCAGUUAUUUGGUGGAGGAAACUCUCCAGCCUUUGCUGUGGCAGCUGUUGCAGCCCUUGCUAGUGGACUCAUAGCUGUCUUGGCUAUUCCCCGAACCGGUGCUCAAAAGCCUAGAAGCCCAGUAUGAGUUGUUCGUUCUGCUUUUGGUACAGAUUUCUUUUGAAGAGGGAUUAUGAAAUUGAACAGGUAGAAAUAAUUUGUAUAUAAUUAUGUUUUACUUUUAUUAGUAGUUUUUAUUUUAUUUUAUUUUCUUGAGUUUUCCUUUCACAAAAAACCUCCCUCCCCAUAUUUUUUCUUUCUAAUAUGAAUAAUGGAAUACAUUGAUGCGUUUUCAUCUGGUUGGUCAUUAUUUAAAACCAAUGACCUAAAUUUAGAGUGCUAUUACUUUUUGAAGUUUUGGAAACUUCAGACUUUUUCCUUGUUUUCUUCUUCUUAGUGAUCUUGAUGAGUGAGUGGUAUGUUUAAAACAGUGAGAAUAUCUGUUUCGUUAACCAUGGGGGACCAUGUACUGGCGGUAAGAAAGAAUGAAUACUCUUGAUGUACAAGGAUUACCGAACAAUGUAAAAGAAGCAAUUCAUAUUGCACUGCUUUUUCAAA